Messenger RNA from Akanthomyces muscarius, 1779 nucleotides. RefSeq lists its product as uncharacterized. Bases 1 to 1779 code for a protein of 592 amino acids. The transcript is spliced from 3 exons. NCBI's taxonomy places the organism in Eukaryota, Fungi, Ascomycota, Sordariomycetes, Hypocreales, Cordycipitaceae. The record is from RefSeq and is a predicted model, not a curated record.
AUGGCUGCUGUUUCUGGUACCAUCGAUAUCCUUGCCCUGGCUAAAGAUGCCUUCCAACUGUACCAUGUCUAUCGUGACGCACAGGAUCGCUAUCGUGCUUUGUGCGAAGACAUCAUAGGUCUCGAAUCUACACUCAAGGUUCUUGGCAACAAGCUCGUCUUUCAGGGAACCAGCAACAACUCGGGCCCUAGUUCGCGGGCCAACCUGAGCGCUAGCGAUGCCGCCGUCGAGGAUGGAGUGGGCGGCGGUGGCGGGCUUGGUCCCGAGGAGUCUGCAGCUCUACAACAACUUAUUCAAAAAGCGCAGAAGCUUCUUCAAGAGCUUCACGCGCGCGUGCCUGCCACAAAGCUCCCUCGCGGCCUCUACCGUCUCAAGUGGUCGGAAAGCGAAGUGCAGUCGGUCCGCUCGCGCAUCACGGCAUUGAACAGCAGCAUUGCCGCAUUUAGCAGCAGCCUGGUCGUCUCGCACAUUUCCUUCUCGGCACGGACGGAGCACUCACAGCAGCAGAUCCUGGGCACAUUGCGCGAGGUUCUCGACGCCGUUCAAAGUAGCACUGCAAAUAAACCCUUUAGCCACGCGGACACCUUGGCCGCCCCUAAAGAUGGUCUGGGAGAGCUACAGGAUCACGUCUUCAUGCAGAAUCUCAUUUACGCCUUGGGCAUCAAGCCCCGAACCGGCAUGGGACUACGGCACUGUUACCGCAUGCUUGACAAUCACAUUGCUAUAACGGGCAGCACGAUGGAGUUUGUCAUAAAAAACGAGACCAUGGGCGGUGACCCCCUCUUCGGCAACAGGAAAGCUUUUGCCAUGGCCUGGCGCAAGCGCGCGGUCCGUGACGGCCGCAUCUUGCACUCUGAGCCGCAGUGCGCCUUUGGCGACGAAGGCGACACUGUCACGCUAUGGCUUGACGCACCCCUACCAUGCAUCGAGGAGCAGCAACAGCAGGCGCUUAACGCCAGCGGCAGUCCGCCAGAAGGCAGGACGCAGAUUGUCCUGGCCAGCUGGUCUGGCGUCGAAGUAUCAGCGCGUGUUGCGGCGCUUGUAGCCAGUGGCCAGACAAGAAUACUAGCCACUAAUGACGAUCUCCACGUUGCGGAUCCCAAGCCAGAAGACUUGAAAUGGCUGUCUAUCUGCUGGACUUACUCUCGUGGCCGCGAAGCAGGCACACCCUCCGCGACAGAUUUCCAGACGGCGAUCGUCUCGGAGGGCCAGCAUCUGUAUGUGCCUCUGUGCCUGCGCAUUCUGCGCGCGAGCAAGGGCGACCUCGACGUCACAGAUCUUCUCCAGGCCAUGGUGUCAGGACAACAGACGCUCACUUUUGAUCCAAACGACAUUAUUGCUUCGGCGCCAGAUUCGCGCCCCGGUAUUCAGAAAACCAUAUCUAUUGCAUAUCGCUAUGGCACCCGCGCCAUGCAGCUUCUCGUUGUACCUGAAGGUGUGGGCAUGGUUAAGCUGACUCCUCACGGAACAGCCAACGACAGCGCCGGUUACGGAAGAAUUUUUGACCUGGAUGCGUCCAAAGCCAUAGCCAUUGGGGGAGAGAACAAGGCGGCUACAGUUCUGGCAAUCAUCUGGGGCCUGAAAUUAAUACCGUUGGAAACACCAUCCCUUCGAGAGGCGCUACAGCUGCGGCUUUUGCCGUGUCGUAAUGAUUUCUUUGGGGUUGACGGCUGGGAGGGUGUGGUCAAGACAUGUCAGGUCUUUGUCCAAAGUGGAAAGUCGGUGGGCUGCUUUUCUACCUGGGAAUUGGCCGACCUGGAUUUGAAUUGCAGUGUUUGA